Messenger RNA from Syzygium oleosum, 827 nucleotides. Its product is annotated as acyl carrier protein 1, chloroplastic-like. Gene Ontology annotation, molecular function: acyl carrier activity; phosphopantetheine binding. The record is from RefSeq and is a predicted model, not a curated record. The transcript is spliced from 4 exons. Bases 223 to 636 code for a protein of 137 amino acids. Gene Ontology annotation, biological process: fatty acid biosynthetic process. NCBI's taxonomy places the organism in Eukaryota, Viridiplantae, Streptophyta, Magnoliopsida, Myrtales, Myrtaceae.
CAAACAAAGCCGGCUCUCUUCACUCGCCAGCACGAGAAGUCUUAACUACAAAAGAGAGAAACCUCCGAACAAACCAAACAGCGUCCUACACGCCUCUCCCCUUAUAUAGGUGCAUCGUCUCUCCCUCUCACGCUCGUCGCGUUCUCUCUCUCCCCCUCUCUCCCUCUCUCUCUCUCUCUCUUUAGUUCGUUCGGCUUUCUGUUGAUUGAUUCGGAGCUCGGAAUGGCCGCCGCCGCCGGAGCAGCACCCGCUCGGGCUUCGUUCGCUCUGAGGCAGGCGCAGGUGCCUGUCAGCAAGAUAUGUAAUGUCAGGUCUGUCUCCCUCCCCGUGGCUGGCAGAAGUUUCCCAUCUCUUAAAGCACGGCACUUCCAGGUCUUCUGUGCGGCUAAAAAGGAGACGGUGGAUAAAGUGUGCCAUAUAAUAAGGCAGCAGCUAGCUUUACCGGAUGAUGCUACUGUGAUUGGAGAGUCAAAUAUCUCUCAACUGGGAGCUGAUUCUCUGGACACGGUGGAGAUUGUGAUGGCAAUUGAGGAGGAAUUUGGGAUUCUUGUGGAGGAAGAUAGUGCUCAAAGUAUCACGACUGUCCAGGAAGCUGCGGACAUGAUCGAAGAGCAACUUAAGAAGAAGGGCGCUUAAUGUCUGAAGAAACAGUGAGGAAGAUGUUCUUCGUGUGCUCUUCUUAAUUUAUGCAUUAUCUUUGUGCCCGUUGGUCCUAGAAUUCCGAAUUGUGUCUUCGAUGUACUUGCAUUUUAUUUCCAGAGUCGUUGUGCCCAAUUUAGAUUACAGCAACUCCCAAUUGCUCUAUUUUCUCCGGGUUGUUGCGUUGA